Messenger RNA from Mangifera indica (mango), 1268 nucleotides. Its product is annotated as putative clathrin assembly protein At4g40080. Gene Ontology annotation, biological process: clathrin-dependent endocytosis; clathrin coat assembly; vesicle budding from membrane. Lineage: Eukaryota; Viridiplantae; Streptophyta; Magnoliopsida; Sapindales; Anacardiaceae. Gene Ontology annotation, molecular function: 1-phosphatidylinositol binding; clathrin heavy chain binding; phosphatidylinositol-4,5-bisphosphate binding. The transcript has a single exon. Gene Ontology annotation, cellular component: clathrin-coated vesicle; clathrin-coated pit. Bases 48 to 1109 code for a protein of 353 amino acids. The record is from RefSeq and is a predicted model, not a curated record.
CGAUUUAGAUCCUUUUUUUCGAGAUUUCCAGACGGGAGUUCGAGUCGAUGGGCCACCAAAAGAGACUAAGAAUUUUCGUAGGCUUUCUCAAAGACAAAGCAUCCUUCAUCAAAACAACUUUCUCAUCCAAACGCCAAACCUCCUCCAUCCGCCGCGCCGUCCUCCGUGCCACCUCGCAUGUCACUUCUACUCCUCCUUCGGAUAAGCGCAUCGCCGCCGUUCUUCACUUUGGCCAUGGCUCUCGACCCAGGGCGUCCGCGUGCAUUCAAGCUCUCAUGGACCGCCUCCAUGCCACACGCAACGCUUUUGUUGCCCUAAAGUGUCUCUUCAUUAUUCAUCAUAUCAUUAAAAAGGGUUCUUUUAUUUUGAAAGAUCAGCUUUCGAUUUAUCCUUCUUAUGGUGGCCGAAACUCUCUUAAUUUGUCAAUGUUUCGCGAUAAAUCGGACCUGGAAAGUUGGGAACUUUCGUCAUGGGUAAGGUGGUAUGCUUCUGUUUUGGAGAUAAAUUUAACUGUUUCCAGAGUUCUGGGUUAUCACCUCUGUUCUCCAAAAGCAACUAAAAAGAUUAAUGAUGAUAAACAAGAGAAGGUUUUGACAUUGUUAAGCUCGGAUUUGUUAAGAGAGAUAUAUGCUCUAGUAAGCUUCGUUGAAGAGAUAACUGACGUACCCAAUACGUUGAAUCUUCAGAGUAACAAUUUGAUACAUGAGAUUGUGGGAUUGGUCGGUGGGGAUUAUAGGUUAAUACAACAGGAAAUUUUCCUCCGUGUUGGUGAAAUCGAUGAGAGAAUGGUCAGUUUAAGCAGGGAAGAAUUGACUCAGUUUCUGAAUGCUUUGAAAAGACUUGAGAAUUGCGAAGACAGAUUGCUACGGUUGUUUGUUAACAGGAAUAAGAAUCAUGGGUUGUGGAAUUUGAUACGCGAAACUACGACGAAGAUCACGGUAGUGGCUGUGAAUAAGAAUGUGCAGGAGAAGGCGUUAAUGAAAAUAUGGAGACGAGAUGACUCAACCGAGUUGAGUCGGAUUAGACAACCAUUUGUUGGCGCAGUCGUUCCGGUUAAUAUCGAUUCAACUUCAAACAGAGGGUUCGACUCAACUAUGAUUUCUCGAUAAAAAGAAAAACAUGUCUGUAAUUGAACUGGGUUCCCUAUCAUUAUGUGCUGUGUGAUGACGUAAGUUGAUUCAGGUUCAAAUAUUUUGUCGUAGAUAAUUAGUGACUCUCUUGUUUUAAAAUACAUUUGUAAAUAAAUAAUAAGAUUUUGUAUUUUUCUA